GAAACAAAAGGUAAUAUAAUCUACAUGUCAAGUAUCAGAACCACGAUACCGCAACCGGAAGUAGUAGUUUACUGCAUGGCAAAAGUAGCUAUUGAUAUGCUUACAAAAUGUCUAGCCAAAGAAUUAGGUCUUCACGGUGUAAGAGUGAAUGCCAUCAAUCCUGGCUUCAUUGAUGAUACCAAUAUUCUUCGUAAUAGUUCUAGGAAGUUUACAGAUGAAGACCAAAAGAAGUUUGCAAACAAGUAUGCAAAUCUGGCACACCUAAAGAGGGCCGGAAAACUAUCAGAUGUUGUUUCCCUCUUGCUCUUCUUGGCAUCAGAUGAAGCAUCGUACAUUACCGGAAGUAUCAACAAUGUCGAUGGUGGAUAUCAUUUAUAUCCUUGAUCAAUAUUCUUCCUUCUCUGAUAUAAUUCAGAUUUCAGACUUUUAGUGUAAUUAAUAGCAAUUAUAUUUUCAGUCUUUAUUUUGACAUUCCCUGAUUAAAAGAUGCAUCAUUUUCAGAAUAAAAAUUGGAAUGAGAUUUCUUGCUUUUUAAUAUUAAUUGCAUGUUCGUGUUAAUAGACAAUCGACCAUUAAGACCCAACAAUUCAAAAACAAAAAAGGGCGAAUGUCAGGGCCU
Molecule: messenger RNA, 619 nt
Organism: Mytilus trossulus (common blue mussel)
Lineage: Eukaryota; Metazoa; Mollusca; Bivalvia; Mytilida; Mytilidae
Product: L-xylulose reductase-like
Exons: 6
Coding region: 25-384 (119 amino acids)
Molecular function (GO): oxidoreductase activity
Source: RefSeq, a predicted model, not a curated record